AUGAAUCUCAUCAAUGAGAAAGACUGGAGGCAAACUACAUUAACCAUAAUCAAAGAAAGUGAGGACGAUACUGAAAAUGUGUUGGUGGUGCCGAGUAUAAUCCUCCUGCAAUUCCAGAACUUCGACCCAGUCACCAUUCCUGGCAACGAAGCUGAGGUCAAUGCAGCAAAAGAGAAAGGGAAAGAAUGGUUGGAAGGAGACAAAAGAGCAUUGGCGUUGAUUGUAAAGGCAGUUCCAAAGGAGAAGCUGUAUGUGGUUCGAGAAUGCAAUUCAGCCCACAAAGGCUGGAAGGCACUCAAGAACAAGUGCCAACCCACAAAGGCUGGAAGGCACUCCAGAACAAGUGCCAACCACCCAAUAUAA
Marasmius oreades (fairy-ring Marasmius) is the source of this 363-nucleotide messenger RNA. RefSeq lists its product as uncharacterized. The record is from RefSeq and is a predicted model, not a curated record. Bases 1 to 363 code for a protein of 120 amino acids. NCBI's taxonomy places the organism in Eukaryota, Fungi, Basidiomycota, Agaricomycetes, Agaricales, Marasmiaceae. The transcript is spliced from 2 exons.